This is a messenger RNA of Austrofundulus limnaeus, 945 nucleotides long. RefSeq names its product annexin A5b (gene anxa5b). Gene Ontology annotation, biological process: negative regulation of coagulation. The record is from RefSeq and is a predicted model, not a curated record. Gene Ontology annotation, molecular function: calcium ion binding; phosphatidylserine binding; calcium-dependent phospholipid binding. Gene Ontology annotation, cellular component: nucleus; vesicle membrane; plasma membrane. NCBI's taxonomy places the organism in Eukaryota, Metazoa, Chordata, Actinopteri, Cyprinodontiformes, Rivulidae.
CGCGCCCACACUCACGCGCACCAACAAUCCAUCAUAAAGUGGGUUGUUUUUCCUCCGCCCAUCUCUUUUCCUCGUCGCUUCUCUCGCUGCAACACCGGGACUCUCAGUUUCUUCUUCAGCUCACCGAGCUUCGUCUGACGGCUGCAGCUCAUCGAUUUCCUUCCUGUUUGAGAAAACAAAACAUCCAAGACUGAAAAGAUGGCCAGCAGAGGAACUGUUAAAGCAAGUCCCAACUUCAACGCCAGUGCAGAUGCCCAGGUGCUGCACAAGGCCAUGAAAGGGCUGGGGACCGAUGAGGACGCCAUCCUGCAGCUGCUGACUGCUCGUAGCAAUGCCCAGAGGCAGGAGAUCAAGACCGCCUACAAGACUCUGUUUGGAAAGGAUCUGAUACAUGACCUGAAGGGAGAGCUGGGUGGGAAAUUCGAGACUUUGAUUGUGGCUCUUAUGACUCCCCCGCUUGCUUAUGACGUGUCGUCGCUUCACCAUGCCAUCAAGAGUACGACCACGACCUGGAGAAGGAUGUAUGUGGCGACACUUCAGGCCACUUCCAGAGGCUUUUGGUUAUUCUGCUUCAGGGAAACAGGCAGACAGGAAUCCAGGAGGGAAACGUUGAGAGUGACGCUCAGGGAGAUACUAAUGGGGACUACAGAAAGGCUUUACUGUUGCUCUGUGGUGGAGACGACGCAUAAACACGACAACUAUCGACAUCAGGAAGACAUCUGAAGUGCCUCCUUUAUAUCAAUUAAUGUUAUUAUUCUAGAGAAACCACAUCAGGUUCUUUUUAAACUAUGACUUUUGAAAGGUAGCUAACAUUUUAAAUGUAGCUUUUGGUCCAUUAAUAACCUCUCGCUAUGUGUUUUAUAUCAAUCUACCAUUUGUUUUGUUUGCACUUUGUAUGGCAGAACCAGUAAAUGAAAUAUUAAAUGUUUUGGUUAAUGAAGGUCA